Acanthoscelides obtectus is the source of this 2177-nucleotide messenger RNA. The record is from the annotation of a GenBank genome assembly. NCBI's taxonomy places the organism in Eukaryota, Metazoa, Arthropoda, Insecta, Coleoptera, Chrysomelidae.
AUGCGUAAGAGUGAAAUUGUAACGGCAAAUUCAAAAUGACACUAGUGACAGAAAAGUAGUGGUGAGUGGUGUGUAGUUCGCGAACGUACUAGUUCAGUCCAACAAUUGUUAUGAACUAAGUGAACUAGUUCAUCAUUCCACGAAAAUCUCUAUUCACUUCGAACGACUGGUGACUUGACUUGAUGAUGCCGCAGGGGUAUUAUAGAAAAAAACUUGAAAAACGAAAAAUGUCAUCUUGCAGAUUAGCUAGUUUUUAGUGAAAUAGUUCGUUCCACGCGUGCUCGGUAUAGUCUCUGUAGGCGUCAUCAAAAGCGUUCAUCUAUGGAUUCAACGACAUGCCACGCUCAAACAUGCAUUACUGGUUGCAGAAAACCUAGUAGUGUUCAUCUCUGAGCUGUGAUAGGAAGAAAGUUGAUUGAGUAGCGAGAUUGCAUCUGGAUGAUUAUGUGUAUAGGUCUGCAUAUGUAUAAAUUCAGUGAUAUGCUAGAAAAUGAUGCCAAUAAAGUAUGUCUGUUCGAUAUGCACGACGGGUUAUUUAUGUGUUGUCCUUUCUGAAGACAAAUUAUUUGUCAAAAAAACGACAAAAUGGAAAGUGUUCCAAGAUACGUAAUACCCGUGCGGAUGGAAGAUUGAGAGGCGACGCUUUCACUUUCUUGUGUAAAGUAGUUCGUACGCGAACUAGUUCCUAGAACUAGUUAACUAGAAUGCACAUUACUACAGAAAAGCAAGUUGUUCUAUGAUCUAUGUUGUCUAGGCUUGUUGGGUUGCCGUUUGGAAUUUAGGCCUUGUAAAAAAAAUCAAGAGGUAGCCAAAGAACUUUCAACAAGCACUCUACAUUUAAGUCGUAAUAGAUUCUAGUACAAUUUAAUAGUUCGCCCCACUCUAAAAUACAAAGUUAACAUGAAUCAAAUCCAAGCGAAUAACCAAAAUUUCUGUGUUAUGUGCCGCGGUUAUAAUAUGGUUCAAGAUGACACACGGGUUGAUGACGUCAGUUACACGAAUCGCUUGAACGCGUUGGUUUUAACCGCGGUUUUGUUGCAAGUUGUUUAUUUUAGAAAAGCGCGUAUAUAAUCUCUGAUUAUUUUUAUUAUCACUUAAUAAUCGGUGCUUUUUCGUCUACAACUGUAUAUGGAAAGUUUAAAUAAGAAACCUUUCAUAAUAUUCAUGGGAGACAUGUUUUUUUCAGAUUUUUUUUUAAUGAUGGAACCAUGGCUUUGUAGCUAUGAUAACUUUCAAUUCUCUAAAUUUUUCCGCAUGUCAAAGAAAACAUUUAUUGAUUCAGCAGAAAUGAUGAAAAAAGAUAUUAGCAAAACCGUGUACAGGUGGAUAUCAUCUAGUGAGUUUAUAUGGCCAUAUUUUAAUAUUCUUGUGGCAUAUGGCUACACAGGAUACUUUGUUAAGCAUAGGAACUACAUUUAAAGUGUCAUCAACAACCGUAAUGAGUAUAACUAAUAAGGUGCUCCAAUUUAUGGUAAAACUGAAGUCAGCCUGUAUCAUUUUUCUCAAAAUUGAAGCUGAAGUACAAUAACAAUAUCCAAUACCCGGCAAAAUUCUAACUUGUCACAUUUCAAAUAAUAACCAGAAAUAUAAAACUACUCUUGAGUUGGGUAAAUACCACAAUUUUGCGGUGAUAACUAUGACAUAUAACAGCUGAUUCGUGACGUCACGGAUCUUAUAACCAAACUGAUAACUACACUCGCUUGAACGGAUUGGUAAAUACCAACCCAAAAUGGUAAAUACCAUUUCCAUUUGGUUAUCCGCUUGAAUUUGAUUAUGUAUGACACACCAAUUAUUUGUGUUCUAUAAUCAAAUCCAAGCGAAUAACCAAAAUUUCUGUGUUAUGUGCCGCGGUUAUGGUUAAAGAUGACACACGGGUUGAUGACGUCAGUUACACGAAUCGCUUGAACGCGUUGGUUUUAACCGCUGUUUUGUUGCAAGUUGUUUAUUUUAGAAAAGCGCGUAUAUAAUCUCUGAUUAUUUUUAUUAUCACUUAAUAAUCGGUGCUUUUUCGUAAGUUAAGAGCAUUAAUGAAAAUUUUACAGUCAAUCCAUAGCAUUUCUUACUUCAGCAAGCUGUUCCAAGGGACUUUGUUGAAGAAUACAAAAAGAUAUUUCUCAACUCGCACCAUGAGGUACAUAGAACAGGAGGAAGCGAUCAGCAUCGACCAGGAGCUGUUC